Messenger RNA from Hylaeus volcanicus, 1436 nucleotides. RefSeq names its product bladder cancer-associated protein (gene bc10). The transcript is spliced from 2 exons. The record is from RefSeq and is a predicted model, not a curated record. Bases 228 to 470 code for a protein of 80 amino acids. NCBI's taxonomy places the organism in Eukaryota, Metazoa, Arthropoda, Insecta, Hymenoptera, Colletidae.
UAUAUUUUCAUAUUUAAUUAAUGGACGUGUGCAAUCGUAUUUGUAAAAAAUUCAGAGGGGCGAUAUUUGCGUUAGCAUGGAUAUAUACCGUUAAAUUGUUACAAUUCCCAGGAACAAAAUGUUUCGAGAGAAUUAUAGUGCUUCCAAAUAAGAGAGGUUCUGUGAUAAAUGAGAGAGCUAGACUGACGGAGUCGUAAAUACAUCUUUGACGACAAAAUAAGAAGAAGAUGUAUUGCCUACAGUGGUUGAUUCCAGUACUGCUUAUACCAAAGCCAGUAAAUCCAGCAUUGCUACAAACGCAUGUCAUGUUCAUGGCACUUUACCUAAUCGGAUUCUUCCUAGAACGAAAGCCGUGCACCAUGUGUAGUUUAGUAUUCCUUGUCGCAGUUUUCCUAAUCUGUUAUAGCGGGAUUGGUAACUGCGUGCUUUGGAGUACGAAUUGUGAUACAGUGAGAUGCGAUAAUAGUUAAAAUUGUUAAGACAACGUUCCUAGGUUCUACAAAUGUCAUAACCUGUAUUUCUCUUCUCGAAGGAUAUGUCAAAAUUAGUUCUUCGAUAAGUAAUCCAUUGAAAAAGCUAAUAUAGAUAUGUGUACACAUUUUGCUAUCGACUGUGUAUAUAUAUAUGCAUUAGUAGAUGUAUAUAAAUGUGAGUUUUUUAUGGUUUAAAGACAGUUUCUAUAGUUCUUGCAAUUGGUAUAUAUACAUGUCAUAUGUGUACAUAUUACACGCUGUAUACACAUAUACAUGUUUAUACAUGCAAUAUAUACAAAUAUACAAAACUGAUAGGCCAUAACAAAUUUUUACAUGAUACGAAAAAGCUUCUAUGUAAGGUCAUAAUAAUUUAAGAUUAUGGAAUGACUAAAAUAUAUAUCGUCUUUGUACAUACAACUAAAUUUAAUUUCGAUUAGUUUAAUCUUUUUAUGAUGUAUAUACGAUUAUUUUCGAGUUAGAAUUGUUGACCCUUGUAAAUUGUAUACUUUAAAAAACAAGACUUUCUUUGCUGGUUGCUUUAUUUGAAUAAAUCUGUAUGCAAAGAAUUCGGUGGUUAUGUAGCGUUUAUCAUGUGUGUUAAUUGCCCACGCAAUUAAAGUUAAAUUCUUUUCAGUAAUACGACUGACGACGUUAUCGAAGAAACAUUAAAACGGGAAAAUUGUCUAAUCGAAAUACGCAUACAUAUAGAUUAUAUAGAUGAUCGCUAUUCGUUGAUCGAAUACGACAAACAGUAGAAAUAAGUAUCGAAUUAAAGCAUAAAGUCUAAGUAAUUCAUUUUAAUAUGUAUUAUAUUAAAGAUACUGAUACUACGGUAAAAUUUGCAAAUGGUUACUUUUGACUUGUUCAUAAAAUAAAUAUAUAUUUAUUUUACCGAGCAUACAUAGUAGUGGAAAUUAAAAUGUAACUACUUGUAUAUUGCGUUUAAUACAUCUUUCCAUCCAG